Molecule: messenger RNA, 1231 nt
Organism: Aspergillus aculeatinus CBS 121060
Lineage: Eukaryota; Fungi; Ascomycota; Eurotiomycetes; Eurotiales; Aspergillaceae
Exons: 2
Coding region: 7-1068 (353 amino acids)
Source: RefSeq, a predicted model, not a curated record
CUCAAUAUGCUUCUGGCACCACGACAAUGCCUCUUCCUCACCGCAGCAGGCUGCAUUCUCUUGAUCGUAGUCACCUCGUAUCGAUAUUCCCCGAUCGCGCCCUCUAGAAAGCUAGAAUACUCAGCUUCACCCUCGUCUGAUGCUUCACCAGUCAGCGACGCAGCCAACUCGACAUUGGGCUUCCAAGCGAUCUUCGCCCUCUCCGCCGGCCCCUCCUGGCGAACACGAGGCCUCCUCGCCGCCGCCAACCUGACCGGACUAGAAAUCACCCUCCCACCCCAGCCCCCCAUCCCCGCCGCCCUAGUCACCGCAUUCCAAGCCCUAGGCGACAGCACGCAGCACCCAACCCAAGGCGCCAGCAAAGCCUGGCUCGCGCACCUCGACCUCAUCAAACACAUCCACCAAUCCCGUCUGGACACCGCCCUGAUCCUCGAAGACGACGUCGACUGGGACCGGGCCCUGCGCGCCCAAACCCCGCGGAUCGCCGCCGCGGUCCGCAACCUCACCCACGUCUCACCCCCCGCGGACAACGACAACGCGCCCUACGGCCGGGCCUGGGACCUCCUCUGGCUCGGCCACUGCGGCGAGUACUGGGAGGACAGCAUCGAGACCGUGGUCUUCGACGACCCCACCGCCAUUCCGCACGCGCAGUACUCCGGCUGGGCGAGGGAGUAUAUCGCGCGGUUGCCCGACCGACGGCGGGCGGUGUAUCGGUCGUACAACCCGGUGUGCUCGUUCGCGUACGCGCUGUCCCGCGACGGGGCGCGGAAGGUGCUCGAGUUGGUCGGGGGCGGUGGGGAUGAGGCUUUCGAUAUCGCGGUCAUGCAUCACUGUCGUGCGGGGAGGCUGGGGUGUCUGUCUGUCGUGCCGGAGGUGGUGCAUCAGUAUUUCCCGGCGGAGCGGUACGGGGUUAAGAGCUUGGUGGAUCUGGGGAAUGGGGAGGUGGAUGGGCCGGGGGAGGGGGGAAAGGAUGGGGAGGACUUUGAGGCGGUGAUGGGUUCGACAGAGAAUAUUCUGGAGAGUGCCAGGUGUUGGGCUUUGUGGCGGCAGACGUGUUUGAGGCAGUAGAUGUGAGGACUGGAUAUGGAAUGUGGAUGGAUGGACAGCUGUUUGGUGUGGGGAAAAGAGAGGUCGGACCCGCGGGGUUCACACUGCCCCUGGCGCAUCUCGGAGUUGACCUCCGAUAAUUUAUGCGAGUAGCGCUGUGCCAUGUAUAUUAUGGAAUUCGAAU